UCUGUGGAGAGGACACUGUGCUGGGCACGCCUUCCUGCCGGCUUGCCGGGAGCCAGGAGUCUUCCCACACACAAGGCCACACGUGAAUGAGGAUCCUGUUUUUCCACCUGAGUUCUGCCUCGGCACCUAUGCACUUGAGCCGUCUGGACUUCCCGCCCUCAGCAGACGACCGCUAGUGCCUUAUCGCCACUUGACAGCAUGCACGCACAUCAGGUGACGGUAUUCAUGGAAACUGGAAGUCACCACAGCCGGUCAGCUCCUUUACGAUGGGAGGGCCUGCUAAACGGAUGAUGCUGUUAAGCUACCCGGAUUCGCGUUCAUAACUCAACAACUGGGCUGCCCAGGAUCCAGGCUCCGUCCAUGGCGUGUUCCAAGGGCUACAGGAUUCUGGCUGUGGGGUUAGUCUUUCUGGUUUUGGUGUUCUAUCUCAUGAUGUCUUGGCCUGAACCCGUGACCCGUUGGAUCCCACAACCUCUUCCUGCCGCUGCAUACGUCUCAGAGUCUGUCAACUGGGAUUCUCUCCCUCAAGAACUCACCAACCUGACCAGCCUUCUAUACUGGCCUCCAACCGGUGGGCACAACAGUGACUUUUUGGCCUCAACCAGCCCCAAAACCUCCACCUACCACCUGGCGGGUCCUGCCCAGGCCACCUAUAUUCUGGGAAGCAACCUAGAGGCCAUCCUUGUGGCUAGGGAUCACUGGGGCAGGCCCAAGGCUCAUGGUGGGGAUCUGUUUCGGGCACAGCUGCUGGGCCCGGAACUGAAGGCAGGAGUGCCAGGGGAGGUGAAGGACCUGGAGAAUGGCACCUACCUCUUGUCCUUCCCCCUGCUCUGGGCUGGCAGGGCCCAGGUGCAAGUGAGGCUGAUCCACUCCAGCGAGGCAGUUGGGGUCCUGAGGAGAGUCUGGAGAGAAACACGGGCCACCGUGGAUUUUAGAGGGUAUUUCCAAGGAACGAAUGGCAUUCAAGAGGUUGUCACCUGCAACGUGGACCCCCAGUCGACUGGAGCCAGAGGGCCGACCUGCCAGUACAAGGAUGUGGUUUCUGGGGAGAUCUGGUUCUGUGCUCAGCCCCCAACUUUGCCCUGCAGUGCUUUAGUGGGUCACUCGAGUGGACGUUACCUGAAGGUGACCACACCACAUGAUGAACUCCUGCUGGCUGGGAAUGUGACUGACCAGAAACUCCCUUCAGGCAUCCCAGCCUUCCUGGUCACACCAGCAGAGCCUGGAAACAGGAGUAAUAUGGCCUUGCCCUCCAGGCCGCCAUGCCGCCCUGGCCACCUGUCUCUAAAACCCUCUGGCUUCUACCACCAAGACAGAUGGCACUCGACGUUCUGCUCCAGCCGCUCCUUCCCCACUGCGGACAGCAUCCUGAGUUGCCUGGCUGGCCGCAUGGUCUACAUGAUGGGGGACUCCACCCUCCGGCAGUGGUGGGAGUAUCUGCGGGACACGGUGCCCUCCCUGAAGCCAGUUGACCUCCAUGUCACAUAUCAGGCGGGUCCCCUGAUGGCUGUGGAGACAACUCGGGGGACAGUGUUGCACUGGAGGGCCCACAGCUGGCCCCUGCGCUCUCUCCGCACCCCAGUGGCCUCCCUGCACUCUGUGGCCAGAGAGCUCCAUGGCCUGGCUGGGGGCCCCUACACGGUGGUGGUGCUGGGCAUGGGAGCCCACUUCACCACCUUCCCUCCAUCCGUCUUGGCUCGAAGACUGGAAGGGAUUCGGGAGGCUGUAAAAGCCCUGCUGGACCGGGCACCCAGCACCCUGGUCGUUAUCAAACUGGCCAACACUGGCUAUAAGUCUGUGUAUGGCAGUGACUGGCUCACGCUCCAGGUGAACCGCUUGCUCCGAGCUGCCUUUGUUGGUCUUCGGGUGGCCUUUGUGGAUGCAUGGGAAAUGACCUCCAGCUUGGCUCUGCCAGACAGCAUCCACCCGGGGAGGCUCAUUGUCCGAAAUGAAGUGGACUUACUCCUUUCCUUCAUCUGCCCCACCUGAGUGCUCCUGAGGGACCUGGGGCUGGGUGGAAGGAGAGCCUGGCGUGGCCACAAACAAACAAACAGCAAAUGGUGGCAAGUGGAAGCUACCCCUGCUCACCCGCUAUAAAACUAUUUAGUCCCAUAUUUCAUGCACCACACAGAGAAAUCUAACUUUAUAUAAAGGAGACCACGUUUUGCA
Meriones unguiculatus (Mongolian gerbil) is the source of this 2169-nucleotide messenger RNA. RefSeq names its product NXPE family member 3-like. The transcript is spliced from 5 exons. NCBI's taxonomy places the organism in Eukaryota, Metazoa, Chordata, Mammalia, Rodentia, Muridae. The coding region runs from base 361 to 1989 and encodes 542 amino acids. The record is from RefSeq and is a predicted model, not a curated record.